AUGCCACAGCAGCCACCCCAACAAGCUCCACCACCGGCGGCGGCACCUCCGCCAAGGAUUGUCCGACCACAUGAUGCGAUCGAGGUGGAUAAGGUCGAUCGGUUUGCUGAGGGCCCACAUUACGGUCCGGUCCUUGACCCCAUGCUAGUCAAAAAAGUGAAGGCCCGUGUAGAGGUCAAUCCGCUGCUCAUGCCUCCCCCGGACGCAGAGGACCGUGAUUACAUCAAAUGGAAUAUGCUCUUCUCGACAGCGCAAUGUGUACGCUCGUCCGAUCCACCACAUCGCUCGUGGUCGAACGGCAGAAGUGCACCAGCGACCUGGCCGCGCGUGACUUCACUGCGGCUCAUGUCACGGUCGAUCCCUUGGCCAAUCGAAGUGCCUGCGUCGGACCCGCUCCUCGGUGUGACCUGUGGGGAUGUGAUCGAGGCCGUCCACGCGUACAUGAACGGGCGUGUCUCGCAGCGACAGUUUGACCUCGCUCCGGAGUCGCAGAAGCGCAUACUCUCCGAGGCAUUCUACCACAACCGCUCUACUGCCCACGGCGUCCCGGGCGGGCGCCUCCCGCAGACGCUCCUGCGCUUCGACUGGCUGGGCCAGGACACGAUGUUCGGCGGAAUUGUCGCGAACGAGGGGUUCGUCAAGGAGCUGUGCCGUGGCGCGCUCCCGUGCAUAUUCGAGCUCAAGUGCCUGCGGCGAUACCCGAUGAGCGAGCGAGAGAUCCAGGAGCAGGAGGCACGCGAGGCCGAGGCUGAGGCGGGGACUCGCACGAGGCGGAGGACGCGAUCGCGGGUUACGUCGAGGGCAACAUCGCGGGCAACGUCCCGGCCACCGUCUUCGCGGGCGACUACCGUCGAGUCUGGAUCGAGCGAAGAAUGA
Messenger RNA from Postia placenta MAD-698-R-SB12, 876 nucleotides. RefSeq lists its product as hypothetical. Bases 1 to 876 code for a protein of 291 amino acids. The record is from RefSeq and is a predicted model, not a curated record. Lineage: Eukaryota; Fungi; Basidiomycota; Agaricomycetes; Polyporales; Adustoporiaceae. The transcript is spliced from 2 exons.